CUCAUCAUGUCGACGCCCAAUAGCACAGGAAAACAGUCUAUCAUUGGGCUUCAUGCCGUGCAUCCCGACAACGCCAAAUCAUUCAAGUCCUUUGCUCCCAGCCGAACCGAAGUCCGCUCGACACGCAAUGCGAUUCAUACUGCUUGCACGCGAUGUUUGAAGACCGAUGAGGAUCCCGAGAUUAUAUUGAGGCGGUGCGGGAAGUGUAAAGGCGUAUGGUAUUGCUCGAAACAGUGUCAAACGGCCCAUUGGCCAACGCACAAGAAGACCUGCCAUCUCGUCGAAGGCCCUGGCAUCCAGAAGCUCGUGCAGAAUUUCUGCGCGAAUUCCGUGCUGAACAAGCAUCUUCAAGCCUGUCUUGCACUGGCUUUCGAUUUGCACAUCAAGUCUCGCCUCGACUCUCCUUUCAUCGCCCGUGUCGAUAUCGGUAUCGAACCUGCGGACAUCAUGGACUUUUUCAAUGUUUUUCUCGGGCGGGACGGCGAGUCCGAUACUCCUAUUGCGUCCCCGAAUCCUUCGAAACCUCCUGUGGCAUCGAAGCGGGGGAUGCUUCAGAUCACUGCGUUUCAGCCCUCAACAAUUUGCAAGCUCGAAGAACUCACAGAAAUGCGGCAAGAAAUCUGGAAGAAGGCCAGAGAGAGUGCAGAUCAGGCAGGGUGUGAAGGCGACUCCGUUGGACUUGUCGAGUUUGCCUCGGGGGGAGAGCGUCAUGACGUUGACAUGUCCUUUCCACAUCCUCAAGUCGACGAUCAAUCUGCAAUUACCAGCGAAGUCACUGAAGUACCGUUCAGCAUUGCCACCUGUAUUGAGUUCAUGAACAUGCACAUACGGGCAGACAAGAAAAACCAGUAUAUGCUGCGCACGGAAAUUCAGGAAAGCGAUCUGAAAACUAUCCGAAAUGCAGCGCUUCACGCCUCUGACGACGAGCCGCGGCCUGUGCAGCUGUUGCGUGUCAAGAUGGAAAAAGAGGACAUUUAUAAUCCGUUUGUCAUGCAGGAAGGAGAAGGAAUUGCGCGGAAAUUGCAUGAUGCGCUGGCCACUGAGCAACGCGAGAGGAUUUUCGGCGUCGGCACAGAUAUGGACCUUCCGGAUUGA
Messenger RNA from Mycena indigotica, 1095 nucleotides. RefSeq names its product MYND-type domain-containing protein. The record is from RefSeq and is a predicted model, not a curated record. The transcript is spliced from 6 exons. Lineage: Eukaryota; Fungi; Basidiomycota; Agaricomycetes; Agaricales; Mycenaceae. Bases 7 to 1095 code for a protein of 362 amino acids.